Messenger RNA from Elephantulus edwardii (Cape elephant shrew), 1371 nucleotides. It is a transcript of the gene METAP1D, whose product is annotated as methionyl aminopeptidase type 1D (mitochondrial). The record is from RefSeq and is a predicted model, not a curated record. Gene Ontology annotation, biological process: proteolysis. Gene Ontology annotation, molecular function: metalloaminopeptidase activity. Lineage: Eukaryota; Metazoa; Chordata; Mammalia; Macroscelidea; Macroscelididae.
AUGAGGCCAGGGAAGCCUCAUCCCUCAGCCCUGCAUGAUUCCAAAGUUAAUCUGGACGAAAGCAAGCAGUGUAGCAGAGAGCUCUGUGCACUGACCUGCUUUAUUUUUUCCUCCCAACUUCACGUUUCCAUGCACCAAAAUGUUGAUGGUAUAAAUACUGUAUACCAAGCUUACCUGACAGGCUUCUUCCAUCCCACCUGGGCGCGGGGGCUGGGAGCGUACGCGCGAGCCGCAGCUGAAGCCCGCCUGGGGCGCCCGGAGCGGGCUCGGCCGGCCGCUUCCCCUGCUGGCCCGGGAGCCGAAGCCGCUCUCCCGCCAGGGCUCCCGCAGUCCGCCCGCCGCGCGCACGCGCGCUCCCCUCCGGCUGCCUCGGCGCCUCCGGCUGUCGGCGGAGAUACCAGUGCACAGCUCCUGGGGGCGGGGCGAGAGCGCCGCGCCCACGCCCACGCCCACGUGACCGGCGCCAACAUGGCGGCGCCCAGUGGCGUUCACCUGCUCCUUCGGGGAGGAUGUCAUAGAAUUUUCUCUUCACCACUCAAUCACAUCUACUCAUACAAGCAGUCAGGCAGUCCACAAAGAAGAAAUUUCUUCUUCCGGAGACAAAGAGAUAUUUCACACAGUAUAGUUCUGCCGGCUGCAGUUGCUCCAGCUCAUCCAGUCCCUAAGCACAUAAAGAAGCCAGACUAUGUGACGACAGGCAUUGUACCCGACUGGGGAGACAGCAUAGAAGUUAAGAAUGAAGAUCAGAUUCAAGGGCUUCGUCAGGCUUGUCAGCUGGCACGACACGUCCUCCUCCUGGCUGGGAAGAGUUUAAAGGUUGACAUGACAACUGAAGAGAUAGAUGUUCUUGUUCAUCAGGAAAUCAUCAGUCACAAUGCCUACCCCUCACCUCUAGGCUAUGGAGGUUUUCCAAAAUCUGUUUAUGGGGAUACCUCCGAGACAUUUCUGGUGGGCAAUGUGGAUGAAUGUGGUAAAAAGUUAGUGGAGGUUGCCAGGAGGUGUAGAGAUGAAGCAAUUGCAGCUUGCAGAGCAGGGGCUCCCUUCUCUAUAAUUGGAAACACAAUCAGCCAUAUUGCUCAUCAGAAUGGUUUGCAAGUCUGUCCACAUUUCGUUGGACAUGGAAUAGGAUCUUACUUUCAUGGACAUCCAGAAAUUUGGCAUCAUGCAAAUGACAGCAAACUGCUCAUGGAGGAGGGGAUGGCGUUCACCAUAGAGCCAAUCAUCACAGAGGGAUCCCCUGAAUUUAAAGUCCUGGAGGAUGCCUGGACUGCGGUCUCCCUGGACGAUCAAAGGUCCGCGCAGUUCGAGCAUACGGUCCUCAUCACGUCGGAGGGGUCGCAGAUCCUCACCAAACUGCCCCAUGAGGCCUGA